AAAGCAGCAACAGCAUUGCCAACUGUCGCAAAGACGCAGCGGUUCCCACUUCGAUCGUCUGCGUUGCCCAGACUUGUCUGGGGCUCCUCUACCAGCACUUUGACUUUGCAUCGUGGCUACGAAUCUUGUGCUCCAAUGAACGGUGGCUGCCAGCAAUGCCCGAAUGCACACACAGGCCCGUCGCAUCUAGCGUAUACCGUCUACGCUCCCGAUCCAGCGUGGCAAGGACGUCCCCCCGGCAUCCUCCAGGAACAAGCCCCGACUGAUUAUGCGACCCAAACCGCAAGAUACCACGACGAAUCGUCAUGCGCGAGGGAGAAGAGACGCAAGCGAGCGUCGCUGGCGUGCGACUGUUGUCGCAAACACAAGGCCAGGUGCGAUGAGCAAAAGCCAUGCCAGAGGUGCCAAGAUUUAGGUCUAACGUGCAAGUAUCGAGAAACCUUGCCUCAGGCGAAGAUGCAGAUCGAACGGACACUAGAUACGUUGCGCGACCUCAUGGGGAAGAUCGAAGGGAACGUCGAAAUACUUGUCAAAACUUCCCAAGACAUAGACUAUCGGUUGUCCAGGCUAGAGAAUCGGGUCACGGAUCGUCCACCUGGCCCGGUGCCUCCGCAACCAAAUCACCCGUUCUCGUAUGCCGAAGGCGUCGAGAUAAGGUACCUGGUCUCUCCUGGCGAGCCUGCGAUUCCCACCGAUCACACCACGCGGGCUGACUCUCUAUUCGAAUGGCCUUCUAUCCAGGCUCUGACCGAGUCUUCUUUUGCGCAAGGGGGCAUCAAUGUCAGCGGGUAUCCCAUCGGCCUCGAGCAGCGGCGAAGGCCACUGCUCAAAUACGAUUGCGGCGUGGACUCUCAUGCGCAACGGAACGACUGCGGUCUGACCGAGAGCGACGCCGCGACUUCUGAUGAUGCAUCACCGGCGUCUCCUCUCCAUUCAGACGACUUUAGCGAUCUAGGACCUGCAGUCUGGUCGUAUGUUGCCAGUUUCAAAGCGCAUAUACUCAACAUGCAUCCCAUCCUGGACGUGGACAUGGUAGAUCAAAAAGUCCGCGACUUCUUGGUAUCAGUACCGCCGCGGUCGACGAGGGAACACGCCGCACGACCCUCAUUCGCCAUUCCCACCCCGCCUCCGACACAAGUCGAAGUGGCCGGAGUCAAGAGAAAGAGAACAGGCGACCUGCAGCCGCUUCCUACGGCGUCAGGAAGGUCUUGGAAGCCCAAGAGGUCUGUUCCGAAUGCCCUGGUCUUGAUCAUCCUCGCCCUCGGCAAGAUUUGCCAACACCGGGAAUCUGUACCUGGUGCAGGGUGCCAUGCCAACGCCGAAAGUUCGUCUGCCAGCCGCAUGGUCCCGGGCCUAGAGUACUUUGCCUACGCCUUGGACAUUCUUAACGAGACCAAGGCUGCCAGCAUGGAUGAGGUCCAUGCCAACAUCUUUGCUGGACUCUACUACGGGCAACUGAAUCGACCCCUAGAGAGCUAUGGCUCUAUCUACCGGGCUGGACAGAAACUCCAAGUGAUCAUGAACCCGAGACUCGAGACGCUGCGCGAUUGCAUGAAACAGAACAAGUCGCCCACCGAGCCCCAUGACAACCAUCUCGUGUUUGCCUUCUGGACAUGCCUGCAGCUGGAGUCCGACCUGCUCGCUGAGCUUCCCCUGAAACCGUCCGGCCUGCUCUCGCUCCACGAAGACAUCCCCCACCCGGACAUGUGCCUCGUCUACGGCUACGAACAACGCGUUCUCGAAAGCUACUUGGGCCAGAUCUAUCUGCGCAAACAUUUGAAUAGAAUCCAUCGCCAUCUCUACACACCAGGGCGUCCAGACACUUGUCAAGAUCUGUUCAAACAAGUGUCAACACUAGCGGAGGCAGUCUCUGAUAUGCGCUGGGUUCCCACGAGCUACGAAUUUGGCGGAGAUGACCCUCCAGCGACCGACAUACUAGCGGCGCGUUUCCGUGCCAAGUACUGGGGCACGCAGGUGCUCGAGUACCGGCCUUUUGUUCACCAUAUCUUACACCUCCCACACGCGCCUCCGCAACAUCCGCGCAGACCCAAUUGCGAUAUCAUUCAGGGAACCACUAGUCCGGACAUCGACAACGGGGCCAAGUCAGCCAGCGACAUUGACCCUUCUUUGAUUGCUCAAGCCAGUCAGGGCAUCAAGGCCUUGGUGGAGAGCACGCGGGCUUUCCACAACAUCGAGGGCGGCCGACCCAUCAUCACCAAUGUUUUCGGCACUGCGCAUGCACAGUGGGGCAAUGUGUUGGUUCUUUCCGCCGCAUUCAGGAAUCCAGUCUUGCAGCAGUUUAUCAGCGAGGAAUUGCUCAAAGAUCUCUUCGAGCGCACGAUGUGCUUUUUGCGCCAGUCUGCCACAAGCGGGAGCACUCUGCUCGAGGACUUGCGUGUUCUCGAAUGCGUGUAUGGAGAGCUCUUCACAAGCAAGCCUCGGUGGAGCUCCGGCGUCCCGUACGAGAGCGCCAUACCACACAGAUAGUAUUGGCAAUAGUCAGCUAAGUCAACAUAUUUGGGACAAGGCAGAACGGAGCGACAUCGGCAAGCGCUGUUCUCUGGUGAGGUUCUCGGGAUAUCGUAUUUGAGUUAAUAUAUAGUCCGAGGCCUUUGGUAACAGCUUGUACCCUUCCCAGAGUGUGCUCGACUGGAAUAAUCCCACAUCAAGG
This is a messenger RNA of Emericellopsis atlantica, 2671 nucleotides long. RefSeq lists its product as uncharacterized. The record is from RefSeq and is a predicted model, not a curated record. The transcript is spliced from 4 exons. Lineage: Eukaryota; Fungi; Ascomycota; Sordariomycetes; Hypocreales; Bionectriaceae. Gene Ontology annotation, molecular function: zinc ion binding; DNA-binding transcription factor activity, RNA polymerase II-specific. Bases 136 to 2487 code for a protein of 783 amino acids. Gene Ontology annotation, biological process: regulation of DNA-templated transcription.